Molecule: messenger RNA, 1402 nt
Organism: Odocoileus virginianus texanus
Lineage: Eukaryota; Metazoa; Chordata; Mammalia; Artiodactyla; Cervidae
Source: RefSeq, a predicted model, not a curated record
AUGCCACUGCUGCUACUUUUCCGAAGAGAGAACAAGGCCUCUUGGGGGAAGGUGGUGGAGGACAAGAUUGGGGAAAAGGACUCUGAGCUCAGCCUGCUGCUGACCCAAGGAGGGGAGGAGGGAGCCAACAUCUGUCAAGCAUCUAUCCAGCAUCUCCUGCUUCAUCUCUUUAACUCCUCACACCGUGUGGAUGGCGUGCUGUGCUUGGCUGACAUUUUGACCGACGACAGCCACUCGGAGGCCACGCGGGCCGAGGCUGCGGCCGUGGUGGCCCAGGUCACCUCCCCACACCUGCCCUUCACCCAGCACCUCAGCAGCUUCCUGGAGAGCAUGGAGGAGAUCGUGACAGCUCUUGUUAAACUGUGCCAAGAGGCCUCAUCUGGGGAAGUCUUCCUGCUGGCCUCGGCAGCCCUUGCCAACAUCACCUUCUUUGACACGAUGGCCUGUGAGAUGCUCCUGCAGCUGAAUGCCAUCCGCGUCCUCCUGGAGGCCUGCAGCGACAAACAGAGAGUAGACACGCCAUAUACCAGGGACCAGAUUGUGACCAUCUUGGCAAACAUGUCUGUCCUAGAGCAGUGUGCCUCUGAUAUUAUUCAGGAGAACGGGGUCCAACUUAUCAUGGGCAUGCUGUCUGAGAAGCCAAGGUCUGGGACCCCGGCCGAGGUGGCGGCCUGCGAGCGAGUCCAGCAGAAGGCUGCAGUGACCCUGGCCCGUCUCAGCCGAGACCCGGAUGUGGCACGGGAGGCCGUGCGGCUGAGCUGUAUGUCGCGCCUCAUUGAACUCUGCCGCUCGCCCUCGGAGAGGAACAGCAGCGAUGCCGUGCUGGUGGCCUGCCUGGCUGCUCUGCGCAGACUGGCCGGUGUCUGUCCUGAAGGCCUCCAGGACUCUGACUUCCAGCAGCUGGUCCAGCCCCGGCUUGUAGACUCCUUCUUACUCUGCAGCAACAUGGAGGAGAGUUUUGUGUAGCAAGUGUGGGAGACAAAAGACAUUCGGCAUCAUUCUCAAGACCGUAUCUGAGUACAUUCUUGUGAACGUACCAGAUUAUACACCAGCCCUUCACCUCCUUAUUUAUACUUAAUUUAUUUUUUAUGUGAAAUGAACAGAGGGCUAAAUGUUCUAGCAACAUCAUCAGGCAGUCUGUGGUCUUUUGGAGUCUUUUUUUUUUGUUUUUACUUCUGUGACCUUUUAGUUGCAGAUGUUGAAAUGCAUAAUGGCUAAUAUGACAGAUUGUCAUGAGUGAUUUCAUUUCCUCUUGCUUUCUCAACUCUCAAUAUGUAAUCUUGCAUCAUUUUUUUUUAAAAAUUGAGAACCAGAGUAUUUUAGCUGCCCAGCAGUUUUUUUAAAAGUUAGAUUCGUUCUAAAAUAUUGUAAAUGAACUUCAUAGUUGGACAGACUAUACUGA